ACCUUCCAACUCCAUCUAGUGGCGCUGAGGAUAGGGUGUCGCCGAGGAUGGGGUGUCGCCUGUUCUUUAUAGUCCCUGUCCUCUCUGCAGCAGCUUACGUCGUACUGUGAUCUGCACUGGUCGUGGGGGUCGUAGGCACUACCCAGGGAGACCCAGGAAGCCUAGAAAUGGACUCAGUGGCCUUUGAAGAUGUGGCUGUGAGCUUCAGUCUGGAGGAGUGGGCUUUACUGGAUCCUUCACAGAAGAAGCUCUACAGAGAUGUGAUGCAGGAAACCUUCUGGAACCUGACCUCCAUAGGGGGGAAAUGGGAAGAUCAUGACAUUGAAGAUCAGUACAAACACCAGGGGGGGAAACAAAGAAGUGAUAUGGUGGAGAGAAUCUGUGAAGGGAAAGAGGGUAGUCAACAGGGAGAAAACUUCAGCUUUUUUCCAAAUUUCAGUCUGAAGAAAAAAACUGUUCUUGGAGUAAAACCCUGGGAAUACAGUGUGUGUGGGGAAGUGUUCAUGCAUCAGUCAUCCCAUAAUAAGCACAUCAGAGAUCACACUGGAUACAAGCCCUCUCACUAUCAGAAUUGUGGAGAGAAGCCAUAUAAAUGCAAAGUAUGUGGGAGAGCCUUCAGUUACCCUCAGUGUUGUGAAAAACAUGAAAGAACCCACACUGGAGAGAAACCUUAUCAGUGUAAACAAUGUGUUAAAGCCUACAUGUAUCACAGUGCCUUACAAAAACACCAAAGAACUCACACAGACAAGAGACCCUAUGAAUGUAAGCAACGUGGUAAAGCUUUCAGUUCUCAUCUAGGUUUUCAAAUACAUGAAAGGAGCCACACUAGUGAGAAACCCUAUGAAUGCAAAAUGUGUAGUAAAGCAUUCAGUUGUCUCAGUUACCUUCGAAGUCAUGAAAAGAUUCAUACUGUAGAGAAACCUUAUGAAUGUAAGGAAUGUGGAAAAGCCUUCAGAUAUUAUCAUAAUUACCAAACACAUGAAAGAAAAUUUACUGGAGAGAAGCUCUAUGAAUGUAAGGAAUGUGGAAAAGCCUUCAGAUGUUAUCAAAGUUUUCAAAAACAUGAAAGAAUUCACACUGGAGAGAAACCCCAUGGAUGUAUGGAAUGUGGGCAGGCCUAUAGAUAUUACAGUAUCUUACAAAGACAUAAAAGAACUCAUGCUGGAGAGAAACCCUAUAAAUGUAAACAAUGUGAUCAAGCCUACAGAGGUCACAGUGCCUUAUGUGCACAUGAAAGGACUCACACAGGCGAGAAACCCUACAAAUGUAAGGAAUGUGGAAAAGUUUUUAUUUCUCAUCUAGUCUUCCAAAUACAUGAAAGAACUCACACUGGAGAGAAGCCUUAUGAAUGCAAAAUAUGUAGUAAAGACUUCAGUUGUGUCAGUCAUCUUCAACGUCAUGAAAAAAUUCACGAUGGACAGAAGCACUGUGAAUGUAAGGAGUGUGGGCUAGCCUACAGAUAUUAUACUACCUUGCAAAGACAUGAAAGAAUACACACUGGAGAGAAACCUUAUGAAUGUAAGAAAUGUGGGCUAGCUUACAGAUAUUCCAGUACCUUACAAAGUCAUGAAAGGAUUCAUACUGGAGAGAAACCUUAUGAAUGCAAGGAAUGUGGGAAAGCCUUCAGAUGGUAUCAAAGUUUUCAAACACAUGAAAGAAAUCACACUGGAGAGAAACCAUAUGAAUGUAAAACAUGUAGCAAACGAUUCAGUUGUCUCCAUUAUCUUAGAAAGCAUGAAAGAAACCACACUGCAAAGAAAUGCUAUGAAUGUAAACACUGUAAUAAAACAUUUAGGUAUCCCAGUGAUCUUCAAAAUCAUGAGAGAAAUCACACUGGAGAGAAACUCUUUGAAUGCAAACAACGUGGGAAAGCUUACAGAGAUCACAGUUCCUUACAAACACACAAAAGAACUCACACUGGAGAGAAACCCUAUGAAUGCAAACAAUGUGGGAAAGCCUUCACUUAUCACACAACCUUUCGAAGACACAUGGCCACACACACUAAAGAAAAAAUCUGUCACUCAGGAACGAGGGGGCGCUGCCUUGUGAACUGCCCAAUCAGGGAUAUCACUGGGGCCGGUGGGUGGGGCGGCACACCCAGAAGUCUGGGUCACCCCAACUCAACUCAGAGGUGCUGCGGGUGUUGGGUAUCUUUCCCCGCAAGGUUUUUGGUGAGUUUUCCGCAACCUGUGUCUUCUGUGAUCUGCACUGACCCUGAGAGUCCUGCGCAAGACUGGGGAGACCCAGGAAACCUAGAAAUGGACUCCCUGGCUUUUGAGGAUGUAUCUGUGAACUUCAGUCUGGAGGAGUGGGCUUUACUGGAUCCUUCACAGAAGAAGCUCUAUAGAGAUGUAAUGACAGAAACCUUCAGGAACCUGGCCUCCGUAGGAAAAAGAUGGGGAGAACAUGACAUUAAAAAUCAGUACGAAAAGCAGAGGAGAAAAUUAAGAAGUCCAAGGGUAGUGAGAAUCUGUGAAAGUAAACAGGUUAAUCCAUGUGGAGAAAAGUUCAGCCUUAUUUCAAAUCACAAUCUGAAGGAAAAAGCCACCAGAGUGAAACAGCAUGACUGCAGAACAUGUGGAAAAGUUUUUGUGUCCCGUUCAUCCCUUAGUAGGCACAACAGAUGUCACACUGGAUACAAAGCAUAUGAAUUUCAAAAAAAUGGAGAGAAGCCUUAUAAGUGUAAAGAAUGUGUUAAAGUCUUUAGUCACCUACUGUGGUUGGAAAAACAUGAAGGAACCCACAAUGAAGAGAAUCCCUAUGAAUGUCCAAUAUGUGGUAAAGCCUUCAGGUCUUCCAGAAAUGUUAAAGUACAUGAAAGAACUCACACUGGAGAGAAACCCUACGAAUGUAAAAUAUGUAGUACAGCAUUUAGGUAUCUUAGUGAUCUUCGAAGACAUGAAAGAACUCACACUGGAGAGAAACUCUAUAAAUGUAAAAUAUGUGGUAAAACUCACAGAGACCACUGGACUUUUAAAAUACAUGAGAGAGUUCAUACUGGAGAGAAACCCUAUGAAUGUAAGAAAUGUGGUAAAGCCUACAUAUCUUUCAGGUCUUUAAAAAGACACAAAUCAACUCAUACCAUGGAGAAACCCUAUGAAUGUAAACUAUGUAAUACACCAUUUAGGUAUGUCAGUGAUCUUCAAAGACAUGAAAGAACUCACACUGGAGAGAAACCCUAUGAAUGUAAAAUAUGUAGUACAGCAUUUAGGUAUAUCAGUGAUCUUCGAAAGCAUGAAAGAACUCACACAUGAGAGGAACUCUAUAAAUGUAAAAUACGUGGUAAAGCCCACAGAGACACAAAAAUACAGACACAAAAAACUCACACUAUGGAGAAACCCUAUGAAUGAAAAAUAUGUAAUAUAACAGGAAGAGACAUACUUUGCACUCUAGCAGGAAAGUGUUUUUACUACCCAAACAGGUGUAAGAUUUCUCCUAACCCAGCAACAAGACCACCCACUGGGAACUGUGAAAACUCAGUCAUCGAAGAGUCCUCACAAUGGACUUUGAUUCAAAGCACCCCUUCCAAACUUACUCCUUUUUCUCUAUAAAGUAACAUUUUUCUCAUUUGUUUGUUCAACCUGCCUAUAGAUUUUGCUCUGGUAUGUUUGCACCAAGACACAGUUCUCUGCUGUUAUCAAAUAAACACACUUUACUAGUUAAAUAGUUGGAUU
Molecule: messenger RNA, 3674 nt
Organism: Phyllostomus discolor (pale spear-nosed bat)
Lineage: Eukaryota; Metazoa; Chordata; Mammalia; Chiroptera; Phyllostomidae
Product: zinc finger protein 14-like
Exons: 8
Biological process (GO): regulation of transcription by RNA polymerase II
Cellular component (GO): nucleus
Molecular function (GO): RNA polymerase II transcription regulatory region sequence-specific DNA binding; DNA-binding transcription factor activity, RNA polymerase II-specific
Source: RefSeq, a predicted model, not a curated record